UGGAGAGGCUCGUGCGCGAGCUUGUUUACUGCGCAGUAAGGCCCCGGCGUCUGGAAGAAGCGAGGACCUGCCCGUGAUAGCAGCGACGUUACGACGACAUCCAACACGGCCAGGGGAGAAACAAAGUCCACCUGUUGAAGUGAAGACGGAAGUAGUUGACGACGAGCCAGAGGAAAUAGAGGAAGAAAUUGAGGACGUCGAAGACGUAGAGGACGUGGACGACGAAGAGGAAUUGGUCGAAGACGAGGAGGAAGCGAUAGCUGAGGACGAAGACGACGAGGAGGCGGAAUCUCUGGGUGAGAGCAUAGCACAGCUGAGUGAGGAGUACUUCACGGACGACGCAAGUGACUACGGGGCUUCACCGAUGCCAAAAAUUCCAAAUGGUAUUCCAGGGAAAGUCUUCCAUGAUUGUGUCCAUGGAUCAAUGUGGCUGCAUCCACUGUGUGUCAAACUUGUUGACACACUUGAGUUCCAGAGGCUUCGUAACAUAAAACAGUUGGGCCUCGCAUAUCUAGUGUACCCAGGUGCAGGCCACAAUCGUUUUGAACAUUCCCUUGGUGUAUGCUACUUAGCAAGUCGGAUGCUUGAAGCAUUAGAACAGAAUUCUACCAAUACAUCAAAUGAGAGGCUUGUAACUGAAGAAGAAGCUCUUUGUGUUCAGAUUGCAGGACUCUGCCAUGAUCUGGGUCAUGGCCCAUUUUCUCAUACAUGGGAACAUUUUGUUAGUGACUAUGAUCCAUCAUGGAAGCAUGAAACUAGCACACUUGAAAUAUUUGAUGAACUAGCAAAUCGUUUUGAUGAAGACUUCAAAAUGUUUGGCUUAGACAGCCCAAAGAAGAAACUAAUUAAAGAGCUGAUCAAAGGAGAACCACUCAAUGAGGGUGAGCCUAUGUCAUUGAGUGCUGAUAAGUAUUUUAUAUAUGAGAUAAUAUCAAAUAAAACUAAUGACAUUGAUGUCGACAAAUGGGAAUACCUCGCAAGAGAUGCAGCGCAGCUUGGUGUGCCAGUAGCAUUUCAAAGCAAACGUCUCUUUGAAUUUUGUAGAGUUGGAUUUGUGGAAGGUGAUGAACGUGCUCACAUAAUAAUCAGAGACAAGGAGGCCAUUACUGUCUUUGCUAUGUUCCAAGCUCGAUCAGAACUGCAUUACUUUGCAUAUCAGCACAGAGUUGUUCUCAGCUUAGAAGAAAUGUUGCUGGAUGCAUUCAGAGAAGCUGACAGAGUUGGAUACACACAUAAUGGGUACAAACUAUCAGAGAUACAUAAGGAUGCGAGAGCAUUUGUGACUUUGAAUGACAGCAUAUUUUAUAAUUUGUUAUACAGCCAUGAUGAAUACUUGGAAACCUCAAGAAGACUGCUUGCUGAUAUAUGUGAAAGAAAAAUAUACGAAUUUGUCUGUCUAAAGCAUAUAACACCAGCAGAGGUUGCUGAACGGAUGCAGUCAAUAAGAAAUCAGACAAAAGAUGAGAGUGAAAUUCAGAGAUUACUGUUAAAAUCUUUUGUUUCAAAUGCAAAAGAAAUGAUACGGAAAACUGGACUUCUAACAGAUGCUCAGGUAGAAAGCCUAAUCUACAAAAAAAUAGAGAUGAAAGUUCGGCAUGCACCUGAAAGAGAUGCUCUCGACACUGUUUAUGUGUACAGUAAAUACACACCUGAGAAGGGGACUGCACUAAGAAACUGGAAGAAUGUUCCUAUUUAUCCUAUUGAUGUUGAAAAAUUGUGUCAUGUUGACAUACUAAUUCUCACAAGGACCAAGCUGAGUGAUACUGUUUUAAAAAAACUAAGAGAACUUAGUGAUCACAGAGUGUUCUGAUGAAGUGGUUAAGUAAGUUUCUUUAAAAUAAAAGAUGAUGUCAUGUUCCUAAGACAGCGAAAUUCAUACUAUUUUUAAAUACUAAGCUGUUCCAAGUCUUAUCUAAGAUGUCAUAAAUCAGUUUUUUGACAUUUGUUAUGAAAAAAGGUUCCACUUUUGUGGGGUACUGUGAAUUAUUAAACAAAAAAUUAAGAGGUACAAAUAUUUUGUAUAUUUUGUAUUUGAAUAAUCUGUCAUUAGUCAUAAUUUAAAUAUAUUUAUUUUCUAAGUAUGUAUGCAUUGUAAAUAACUACCUAAGUUAUUCAAGGACUUGUGGCUUAAUGCUCAAUUAGUGGUGAGCUGUGUGUGAAAUAUCACUCUGAGAUUUUUUUAAUGUGCUUCAUUGUUCAUUUGGUAGUUGCUCUGAAUUAUAAGCACAGAGAUCUAACACUCUCUAAACAGUUGCAGUACUUUCUAGCCUACAGUCUUAUUUUUUCUUCAGUUGUAUGGUGCUUAUGUUGAAACUGAUGUAACAAGUUUGAGUUUUAUUUGGUAAGUUUGAAUUUUAUGUAGCUAUGUUUCACUCACACAAAGAAAAAUUUUAAGUAUGGCUCCAAAAGUGUUUUAUAAUUUCCUGUUGAAAUACCAGUGUCGUGUAACAUUUUAAGUUUAUUUAUUAUGAAAGUCAAUUAUAUUUAUUUAUUUGUGU
Messenger RNA from Schistocerca americana (American grasshopper), 2498 nucleotides. RefSeq names its product deoxynucleoside triphosphate triphosphohydrolase SAMHD1 (gene fal). Gene Ontology annotation, cellular component: nucleus. Gene Ontology annotation, biological process: dGTP catabolic process. Gene Ontology annotation, molecular function: dGTPase activity. Bases 365 to 1810 code for a protein of 481 amino acids. The record is from RefSeq and is a predicted model, not a curated record. The transcript has 11 exons. NCBI's taxonomy places the organism in Eukaryota, Metazoa, Arthropoda, Insecta, Orthoptera, Acrididae.